GAGAAAACAUAAAAUAAGCUCGGGUGGUCCAUGUGAACUCAUUGGUGUGUUGCCUUUGUUUGGUCCUCCAAGACAUGAUAGUGCAUACAUGUGUAUUAGAAGAGCUUCAGACUUCGGUGUCAACAUCCAGAUGAUCACUGGUGAUCAACUUGCUAUCUCCAAAUACACUAGACGUAGGCUCAGUAUGGGAUCAAACAUGUAUCCAUCAGCAUCAGCUUCUCUACUUGGCAAUCAAAAGAUGAAAGCCUAGCUGCUGUUCCCAUUGUACAGUUGAUUGAUAAAGUUGCUGGCUUUGCUGCUCUCUUCCCAGCCAGAGCACAAGUACAAGAUUCUGAAAAAGUUGCAAGAGUUGAAACAUAUAUGUAGAAUGACUGGUGAUGGAUGCUCCUAAUUUGAAGAGAGCCAAUAUUUGUAUCGCUGUUGCUGAUGCUACAUACUCUGCACGAGGCGCUUCUGAUAUUUUUAGCCUUGACUCAUUGUUAACCACUCGAAUAUAAUGAAGAACUACAAAAUUUAUUCAGUCUCAGUCACCAUUCUUAUAGUGGAAUAAUCAUGACUAUCUCAAAGGACAAAGUCCUGCCUUAUCCUACACCAGAUAGUUGGAAAAUUAAAUAAAUCCUUGCAACUGGCAUUGUCAUUGCAGGCUACAUGGCUUUAGUGACCAUCUUUUUCUUCUACACUGCUUACAGAACCAACAUCUUCCUGGCACAACAAGGAGAGGUUGCUAUGGAGGCAAACCUGGCUGAGCCUGGUUAUUCUCUUGAGCUUUCAUCACCUAUUCCUAUUGGCUACCCAAGAGCGACACUUAAAUUCCCAUUAGGCGAAGUUUCGAUGCAAGAGAGAGAAGAGGAGGAGGAGGAAGAGGAGAAGAAUAAGAGAAUGUUAUCUGUUAAUGGGAUCCUCAAACGUCAAGUUAUGGAUGGUGUUUGUUCCGCUCUAUACACAGAUGAAGAGUUGAGGCUGAGAUAUGCUUAUAAGGAUGAUGCAUUGUCUUUCAUCCCAACAAUCUCCCUUCCUUCCAAUGCUGCUUCAUUUGCAUUCAAGCGCAGGAUUAUCCCUUCAGAUAAGUUGAGCUACUGGUACAAGUUUGAUUCAAACAUGUGGAGUGCUAUUUACAAACGCACAUAUGGUAAAGACUACAAGUUCAAAGCUGGCUAUGAUUCUGAAGUACGCCUUGCCUGGGUUUCUCUCUGGGUGGGGGAUGAAGCUGGGAAAGUGAAAUCGACGCCAAUGAAGAUGAAAGUGCAGUUCAUGCUUCAAGUUCCACAAGAUGACAUCAAAACCUCAGUCUUGAUGUUCCGAGUCAAGAAAAGAUGGGACAUUUGAAUGAAAAAACAAAAAAUCUACGAUUACAGUCUCAUUUUACACUUUUGCAUACUGUCUCUCUGUAAUACUUUAGUAAAACCGCUGUAAUAAAGAUUAGUGUAAACCUUCUUUUGAAAUUUGCAAAUUGUCUUCCUUCA
Raphanus sativus (radish) is the source of this 1463-nucleotide messenger RNA. Its product is annotated as outer envelope pore protein 37, chloroplastic. The transcript has 10 exons. Lineage: Eukaryota; Viridiplantae; Streptophyta; Magnoliopsida; Brassicales; Brassicaceae. The record is from RefSeq and is a predicted model, not a curated record. Bases 649 to 1326 code for a protein of 225 amino acids. Gene Ontology annotation, biological process: monoatomic cation transport. Gene Ontology annotation, molecular function: monoatomic ion channel activity. Gene Ontology annotation, cellular component: chloroplast outer membrane.